Molecule: messenger RNA, 582 nt
Organism: Ylistrum balloti
Lineage: Eukaryota; Metazoa; Mollusca; Bivalvia; Pectinida; Pectinidae
Exons: 1
Coding region: 1-582 (193 amino acids)
Source: RefSeq, a predicted model, not a curated record
AUGACAGGUUACCCGUCCGACCACGGUAGUAUGACAGGUUACCCGUCCGACCACGGUAGUAUGACAGGUUACCCGUCCGAUCACGAUAUUAUGACAGGUUACCCGUCCGACCAUGGUAGUAUGACAGGUUACCCGUCCGAUCACGAUAUUAUGACAGGUUACCCGUCCGACCACGGUAGUAUGACAGGUUACCCGUCCGAUCACGAUAUUAUGACAGGUUACCCGUCCGACCAUGGUAGUAUGACAGGUUACCCGUCCGACCACGGUAGUAUGACAGGUUACCCGUCCGAUCACGAUAUUAUGACAGGUUACCCGUCCGACCACGAUAUUAUGACAUGUUACCCGUCCGACCAUGGUAGUAUGACAGGUUACCCGUCCGACCACGAUAGUAUGACAGGUUACCUGACAGACCAGGGAAGUAUGACAGGUUACCCGUCCGAUCACGAUAUUAUGACAGGUUACCCGUCCGACCACGAUAUUAUGACAUGUUACCCGUCCGACCACGAUAGCAUGACAGGUUACCUGACCGACCAGGGAAGUAUGACAGGUUACCCGUCCGACCACGACGUCCGACCACGGUAG